AUGGGCGAUGCGCCGGAAAAUGAGGAGGACGACUCAUCCCUCCAAGUCGUCGUCUUCGGCGCCCACCUGGUGCUGAUCGUGCUAGCCGGCGUGUUCGCGUUGGUCAACUUCUUGGCCUGUCUCUCGGCGAAAAGACGUCUCCGCCUUCAGCCCCACCCCUCGGCUCCCUCCUUCUGCUUCGCGUUGGCCCCCCUUCCGAUCCCAACUACCAGACUCGUGUACCCCAUCAAGCGCCACCUCGAGAUCGGCAACCGAAUAACCAGC
Molecule: messenger RNA, 264 nt
Organism: Mesorhabditis spiculigera
Lineage: Eukaryota; Metazoa; Nematoda; Chromadorea; Rhabditida; Rhabditidae
Source: the annotation of a GenBank genome assembly